Moneuplotes crassus is the source of this 788-nucleotide messenger RNA. Lineage: Eukaryota; Ciliophora; Spirotrichea; Euplotida; Euplotidae. The record is from the annotation of a GenBank genome assembly.
AUGUAAUAAUUUUUGUAAAUCAAAAUGGGCUGAAAUGCAUCGAAAAAGGUUGUGGAACAGCCGAUCAUACAAGAGAUUAAACCUAUUGUUUACGAAGAGCUUGACUUGGAAUGUAUCAUCUGAAUGAACAUUAAGAAAGAUCCUUAUCUUACAAAUUGAUGCAUGAGAAUCGUCUGACCAGACUGAGCUAACCAAAUUGAUGAAAAUUGACCCCUGAGGUGAGUUAAUGAAGGUCCUUUGUUUGGAACCAAUCCGGACUUAGACAGAAAAGUUAUGAAUGAGUUCCAAAUUUGAAAGAGAUGUGAUUCAAAGUUUCAUCCAUGGGACUUACACAAUCAUCAGGAUAAUUGACUCAGAGAUGAACUUCCGAAGGAAAUAGAAGUCCCUCAGAUUCAUGAGCAUCUUCUAAUUGAAACAAACGUCAAAGGAGACUGGAAGUGAUCAAUCAGAACUAAUUUAUCUCAAAGGCAUCAUGAUUUGUUCUCUCAUAAAUGUUUCCUUUGCAAACAAUGAAAUCAUAAAUUUUGAAGAAAUUGAGUUUUGGACGAAUAUUUCUAUGAAGAACAGAGCUCAAGCAACAACAGUAGCUCAGAAAUCAGCAAUCUGACUGAGAAUGAAAGAUCAUCAAACCAAGAAGAGAACUCAGAAGAAAGCUCAGAAGAUAGCUCUGAACUUGCAGAUCACAACAAGAUUGAUGUGAGCGUUGAGUCAUCUUCAAAAAGUGAAAAGCAAGAUAACUCUUAAUAUACCUUUCAUAUUUUGAUAUUUAGUGAAUUCUUUCACUCAAU